AUGAAGGGUGUUGGUAAAGAAAUGAGCAAGUACCUUAAUGACUUUCAGUUUGGGGUCGGCGUGUCGGGUGGCGCUGAGGCCAUUUUACACAGUGUCAACAGGGUUCUAAGUGAAUGUCACACUGAUGGGUCUCUUGCAAUGCUUACUGUAGAUUUUUCUAAUGCUUUUAACCAGGUGGAUAGAUCAGCCUUACUUCGUGAGGUCAGGAUGAGGUGCCCUUCUAUUUCUUUGUGGGUUGAAUUUCUAUAUGGGCAGCCAACAAGAUUGUAUCUUGGAGAUCGACACAUUUGGUCUACCACGGGAGUUCAGCAAGGGGACCCAUUGGGACCACUUCUUUUCGCUCUUGUUUUACACCCCCUUGUGCAUCAGAUUAGAGACAAAUGCAAGCUUCUCCUUCAUGCUUGGUAUCUUGAUGAUGGGACUAUCAUUGGGGGUUCAGAAGAGGUGGCUAGAGUGUUGGACAUCAUUAAGGUGACGGGUCCAACAUUGGGUCUUGAACUCAAUAUUAAGAAAACUAAGCUAUUUUGGUCUUCUUGUGAUGGUAGCAAGUUUCGUGAAGGGUUAUUUUCUAAGGACAUCGGGAGGCCAUUAGUCGGGGUGAAGCUUCUUGGGGGGGCCGUUAGUAGAGACGCAAGCUUUAUUAGUGGGUUGGCAAAAAAAAGAGCUGCUAAGGCGGUAGAUUUGAUGCGUCUUCUACCCAAAUUAGGUGACCCACAAAGCGAACUACUCUUGCUUCGAUCCUGUAUGGGCAUUGCCAAGCUUUUCUUUGGCUUGAGGACAUGCCAACCUGUACAUAUGGAAGAUGCAGCGUUGUUCUUUGACAAAGGUUUGCGUGAGGCGAUUGAGGAAUUGGUAGUUUGUGGAGGUCCUUUCUUUGGAGACCUCUAG
Messenger RNA from Helianthus annuus (common sunflower), 888 nucleotides. RefSeq lists its product as uncharacterized. The coding region runs from base 1 to 888 and encodes 295 amino acids. The record is from RefSeq and is a predicted model, not a curated record. Lineage: Eukaryota; Viridiplantae; Streptophyta; Magnoliopsida; Asterales; Asteraceae. The transcript has a single exon.